AUGCUUUCAGUACUUCGUGAAUUUGACUUUACGAAACAUCCGGUUGUCAGUGCAUCCUUCUAUUCAAGGGAGUGGUUGCAAUUGCUGAUAAAAGAAACUGACCCCUUUUCGGGAGCUCAUAUGAUAACAGCUGUGUUUUUGACAGAUGAGGGUAAGUCUAGGAGCAAUUCUAUUUCUUUAACAUUUUGCGGUUAUGCAUCAGACGUGAUGGGAUAA
Molecule: messenger RNA, 216 nt
Organism: Brugia malayi
Lineage: Eukaryota; Metazoa; Nematoda; Chromadorea; Rhabditida; Onchocercidae
Exons: 3
Coding region: 1-216 (71 amino acids)
Source: RefSeq, a predicted model, not a curated record